This is a messenger RNA of Acanthopagrus latus (yellowfin seabream), 4454 nucleotides long. It is a transcript of the gene frmd4bb, whose product is annotated as FERM domain containing 4Bb. The transcript is spliced from 24 exons. Bases 193 to 3156 code for a protein of 987 amino acids. Gene Ontology annotation, biological process: establishment of epithelial cell polarity. The record is from RefSeq and is a predicted model, not a curated record. Lineage: Eukaryota; Metazoa; Chordata; Actinopteri; Spariformes; Sparidae. Gene Ontology annotation, cellular component: bicellular tight junction; cytoskeleton; adherens junction.
GCGUGGUGAGUGUGGCUCAAUACGAGGCGAGUGUGCGCGCUACACUAGUACCGGAGGAUGGACGCGUACGGCGGCUGCACGGCGGCUCCCCUCCCUGCCGAGGGACAGCUGAACAGGGGAUGAUGAUGAUCAAUAUGCGGGAGCGGCUUUUCCACAUCGACAUCUGAGCGGGAUACAGAAAGGAGUGCAAAGAUGACUGAGGGCAGACUGUGCCAGGUGCAGCUGCUGGAUGACAGGAAGCUGGAGCUGCUGGUUCAGCCCAAGCUUCUGUCGUACGAACUCCUCGACUUGGUUUCCUCCCACUUCAACCUCAAAGAGAAGGAAUUCUUUGGACUUGCAUUUUGUGAUGACAAUGGUCAGCGUAAGUGGUUGCAGAUGGACCGCAGGGUUCUCGAGCAUGACUUCUCGAAGAAGUCCGGGCCCAUCGCCCUCAACUUCCUGGUCAGGUUUUAUGUGGAAAAUAUAACACAGCUCAAGGACAUCAUAACGGUGGAGCUGUUCUUCCUGAAUGCAAAAUCCGCGGUCUACAAUGAGAUCAUAGAAGUGGAGAGUGAGAACGUCUUCAAAUUAGCUGCGAAUGCUCUGCAGGAGGCCAAGGGAGACUACACGAGCGACGAAAGCACUCGAGCUGACUUGAAGAAACUACCGACUCUCCCCACCAAAGUCCUCAAGGAACACCCAUCGCUUGCGUACUGCGAGGAUCGAGUCAUUGAAUACUAUAAACAGAUGAAAGGAGUCUCCCGAGGACAGGCCAUUGUGCAGUAUUUGACGUUGGUGGAAUCGCUGCCCACGUAUGGCGUCCACUACUAUGAAGUGAAGGAUAAACAAGGGAUCCCGUGGUGGCUUGGACUCAGCUAUAAGGGCAUUGGCCAGUAUGACCUGCAGGAUAAACUGAAACCCAGAAAGCUCUACCAGUGGAAACAACUGGAGAACCUGUACUUUCGGGAGAAGAAGUUUGCUGUGGAGGUUAACGAUCCACACAGGAGAGCAGUAACCAAGCGCACCUUUGGGCAAACGGGACUACUCAUCCACACGUGGUAUGCCAGCCACUCUUUAAUCAAAACCAUUUGGGUCAUGGCUAUCAGCCAGCACCAGUUCUACUUGGACAGAAAGCAAAGCAAAGCUAAAUUAGGAGCAGCGAGAAGUCUGGAGGAAAUUGCCAUGGACCUCACGGAGCACGGAGGAGCGAAAAUAAACAGACUGGGAGACGCUUGCCUGAAGAAUAACUUAAUAACUGCCAGCAAUGGGAGCCUGGUGUCCACAGGCUCGGCAGACUCUGAGAUGAGCGAGGAACAGAAGAAAGAGAAACUCUCUGAGCUGAGGAAAAAAGAGCAGGAGAUCCAAGAUAUUUUGGCCAAGAAGACAAAAGAGCUGAAGAAGAUUUGCCUGAGAGAGGCGGAGCUCACUGGCAAGCUGCCGAAGGAGUAUCCCCUCUCGUCAGGUGAACGACCGCCACAAGUCAGACGGAGGGUUGGCACCGCUUUCAAGCUCGAUGACCUUUUCCCCUACAAUGAGGAUCCCUUCCUGAGAAACCUGGAGAGCAGAUUUGCCCUGCAGCAAAAGAUUGUGGAGGCGGCUAAGAAGCUUGCCAAUGAGCCAGAGCUGUGCAAAACAGUCAAGAAGAAGAGGAGGAGAAACUGUCUGGAUGCCAUGCACAAACUCCAACAGAUAGAGGACGAGAUGAACCAGUACAGAAUUAAGAAGGGAAAGAAGCCCACACAGAGGGCCUCGGUGAUUAUCGCAGAUGAACUCAUCCGUUCAGACUGCAGCUCUCUGUCUAGUCUACCACUGGACGAUGAUGACUCAGACAGUGCGAGCCAGAGGCCGAGGUCAAGGUCGGUGCAAGGUUCCCCGCAGCUCAGUCCGAUGCGAUCGCUGGGAACGGAAUAUGAUGUGGAAAGACAGGGAUGUCCGAGGGAAAACCACCACAACAAGAACCACAGCAGAUUAGCUUUUGAAGGUCAGGAGGCUUCCCACUACUACCAGAAUCCAAGAGAAGUCUCCUCCACCCACUGUAGUCCCUAUAAAACCCUUCCCAGACCUCCUAGAGAUCCACGAAGCAUGCCACCUACCCCGGUUAUGACCCGCAAUGCCUACAGCAGCAGCCAGCUCAGGUCUGAGGGGUCUCCUCAUUGCUUCAGGCACCGCAGUGGCAGUCUGGAGUCCCAGCCCCAGCUCAGAAAGGACGCGGACUCAGAGAAGCCCGUCUUCAUCUUGUCACCAGCGCACCGCAGCAACAGCACAGAGGUGUUGGAGGACUGCUCGUCCUACACCAGCCAGUCCAGCCUGGAAUACUGUGGAGCGGCCAACUCCCAGUACAGCACGCUGGACUCCCGGUCCUCAACCAUGCACCGUCUCCACAGGAAGGUGGAAGUGUACGGAAACACCGGGAGCAUGCCCAACUUGGUCCAGCACCAUUCUGGUUGUAGUUAUUCAGGCGAGACCUCAGCACACUAUCCACCCAGUGCCUACUACGUCUCCGGUUACCCCUGCCUGGACAUGGAGCCUUACUCAAACGGUGCCUACGUGUAUGAGAACGAAGUGGAGGGCCACUACAACGUCAACCCUUCCUACCAAAUGAACGGCUACCAUGGACACGACAGAUUCAGGCACUACAGCAGCGACCAGGCAGAUGGUCUGUCCCAGAAUCCCUAUGCGACGGUGAGGCCGCCGCGGACCCGGGAGGGGCCCCGAAACGAGCUGCUGGCCAAGAACAUACAUAAGGCCCUGGUGGCGGAGCAUCUGAAGGGCUGGUACCACCGAAGCAGGGGCCCCAGGGAGGGAGGAAGGGGGAUGCUGACUGGGUACGACUACGACAGCGGCUCCCAGCUCAGCCUGGGCUACCAGACCAUGCCCGCGGCCUUCAGCCAUUCCAGCAGAACCACCUCCUUUUCAUCAGUGUCCUCAGUGGAAAGCGCGGGCAACUGGCGCAACCAGCUGGCGGUCGGCCUGACGGAGUACGAUUCACCUGACACGCCUCAGUACCCGCACCCCAGAGCUCCCGUUUCUCCGUACAACCGCAGCCCCACACACAACAGAUCUUCUCCGGAAAGCAAAGUGUCUGACACAAUGCCUAAAAAGUCUGAGUCAGUUGAGGUGAUUGGCUCUGAGGCCAGUAGUACAGAUGAACCAUCAGACCACAAGUCUAGCACUUAAGGGUGAGACNAAACGCAGUGGGCUUCUCUGUGUCGUGUUGCCAGUCACAACCAUUUCGACAUCCCAUCUUCAUCCGUGUGUUAGUCCUGUAUUGCCUAUUUAAUCAAAUCAUUCACAUUUUCAUAUUUUGGUGAGUUUCUUUUUUUCCCAUUAUUUGUCAGGCACAACAUUGUUUUUGUGUUUGUUCAAGAAUGCUUCACUCAUUAUAUCGAUGAUCUUGCACCGUCUUACUUCAAGACAAGGACACACUACGGAGUUCUCAAAUUAUAAUAAAGUGACAAGACCAGACUGCAGCCAUGCCAGCAGCUGUGUGAGGCAUCAAAGACGCAAGAUAGCAUCAGCACGUAAGCGGUAUGGGCUGAUAAGGAUCUUAAAAAUGAAUUAUCGGCCUCAGCGCGAAAGUGAACAUUUCUGCCGAUAUGACAGACUGAUAAGAUAAAGCUUCAAUGACACUCUAGCAGCGCCAGCCGUCAACCAAUUAGUUUUUUUUUUUUUUCAUUUUGUCCAAAGAUCAGUUACAAUUUUUAAAGCACUGCAAAAGUCCUUUCUAACAUUAUCAUAUCAUAUUUAACACAUAUACUGUUUAUCAUGGUAGCUUAGCAUGUUAGCAUGCUUACAUUUGAUAAAUAAUGAGUAAAAAGUACAGCUGAGGCUGAUGGGAAUUUUGGUCAUAAACCAAAGUUUUGGACAAAUAAAUAGACCCGAGGUUAUGAGAAGCAAGAGGAAUGUGGACCACACCUGCCAGAUGUUUCUAGUGAUUUUUUUUUUUUGUUAAUUCACAAAAAUAUAUGAAUAGAAAGAUAAAUCAAUUUAUGGUGCUGCAUUUUUUUGUGGGGUAAAAGGCUUUUUAAAUAUGUUGGAUUCCUAAUCAGUUAUGUUUUAUCUUAAUCAGAUCAAGGCUGGCAGAGUUACGUUUUGCGCAGGAACUCAUUUAAUUAAAAGAACUUCAGAUCAUAAUAAGAAUAUAAUAGGUUUUUUGCCUUUUGCCCAUUUUAGUUCUGGAAAGCGUUGGGAACUAGAGGAAAGGUCAGGUCACAAACAAUGUGAAACAAAUUACACGAAAAGAUUUGACUAUACUUGAGGUCUUUCAGUCUGAUUGACAUUGUGCUGCUAGCGUGGCUAAACAGUAGGAUGUUUCCAUUUACUCCAGCAGAACUUAAUCAUGUUGUAUGCUACCAUUAAGUGAUGUGGACUUUUUGGUGUUUUCCAUUUUCAUUCUUCAGUUUUUUAUUCCCCACAAGGUUCAGGCAUGUCUUCCAUCAUCUCAAACAUCUGAUCUGCAGUAGAUUUGACUUUAU